AUGGCCAAUCACUUCCCAUCCUACGAUCCGAACGACCCACUGAUGCGCUGUUACCAAGUCGCUUUCCGUAGGCACGCCACCACGACGCCCCAACAGACCACUCCCUCGCAGCCAUCAUCCACAAGCGUCAUCGCACCAGCCACCAGCAUGUCACAGGACGACAUCCACGGGCGCUUCCUGACGGCCGCCAUGAAUUGCGACACUAGGGCCAUGCAACAAGAGUUCCACCGUCUCCUGUCGGUUGCAGAGAGCCGAAACCAAGACUGUCUAUUUCUGAAACAGCUGCACGAGCAGGAGGUCGAGGCGAAUCACGGCGAAAUGGAUUGGAUGCGAAACCGAAUCCAGCACUUGGAAGAGGAGAUGCGCCGCGUUACCUCAUGCAAGAAAGGAAUUGGACAGGUCUACUACAGCCUGAAUUAA
Alternaria infectoria is the source of this 420-nucleotide messenger RNA. RefSeq lists its product as uncharacterized. Lineage: Eukaryota; Fungi; Ascomycota; Dothideomycetes; Pleosporales; Pleosporaceae. The record is from RefSeq and is a predicted model, not a curated record. Bases 1 to 420 code for a protein of 139 amino acids. The transcript has a single exon.